AUGGAGCGGAUGUACUCAAAUGCCAAGACCCACGGACAUCUCGGCCGGACAUCGAACGACUGCCGGCUGCUCCAACAUCUGACAUUUCGCCCUCCGUUACAGCAUACAGCCACAGACCAUGGCAAACGGAAUGUACGUGCAAUGAUCGGGAUCAAGCCAUUCGCAGGUCUGACUGACACUCUCGUUCUUCUAAACAGCUUCAACUCAACGUAUUACGGCAAGGACUACCGCGCCGGCGCUGCCCUUCUGCGUGCCCGCCGGCCGUAUCUCGUCAAGAAUGCCGUGACUGGCUUUGGGCUGUUCGCAUUCGCUAUUGCUGUCUACUCCUACACGAUCCGCGCUGUUGGUCAAGAAGAUUUCUCUGACGUCAAGGUGCCUGACACGCCCGUCAAAAAAUUGCCCGAGCAAAAGUAA
Penicillium diatomitis is the source of this 414-nucleotide messenger RNA. RefSeq lists its product as uncharacterized. NCBI's taxonomy places the organism in Eukaryota, Fungi, Ascomycota, Eurotiomycetes, Eurotiales, Aspergillaceae. The transcript has 2 exons. Gene Ontology annotation, biological process: mitochondrial respiratory chain complex IV assembly. The record is from RefSeq and is a predicted model, not a curated record. The coding region runs from base 1 to 414 and encodes 137 amino acids. Gene Ontology annotation, cellular component: mitochondrial inner membrane.